GGAGACCUUUCUGGUGCUACCAGCUUUAUUUUGGGGGUUUGAGGGAAGCCUGGAGCAGGAGGGAGAGGAGGGAAAAUGCAGCCUUGAAAGCAGUGAGUGUCUGGUAAUUGCAUAAGGUAAAGCCAAGCGUCGUCCAUUUCCCCGAAGCCCCCCGAGAGCUGAGGGGGGGUGGGGUGUGUGUGUGUGUGUGUGCUCCGAGAGGCCUCCAGCCUCCUUCCCAGCCCCCUGCCCCCUCCCCGCAGCCCGGCCCCAUCCCUCAGCUCUGCGUGCCAGCCUUUGCCUUGACUCGAGGUGUCUGUCCCUGUCCACAGCGCGGAGAGGAGCGGGGACAGAAAGGGGAGCAAGAGUCUCCUGGCUUUCGGGGUGCGCGGUCCUGGUCCACCAGAGCCUGCGGGGGCUCGGAGGAUCUCCUGCCCUUCCCCUCCCCCUGCGCUGCAGAGGCUCUGGAUGCUGCCGUACUCCUGCCAUGUGCUGCCGCCGCCGCUACUGCUGCGCGUAGCUUAGUGGAGCGUGUCUCCGGCUGCAAACUCCGCCGAAGAAGCCUGCAUCCUCCUCCAGGGAAGGAUACCCAGAAGCGAUGAAAUUUCCAAUCGAGACUCCAAGAAAACAGGUGAACUGGGAUCCUCAAGUGGCUGUUCCCUCACCACCAGUGCCAGCUUGUGAACCCAAGCCCAAAACUAACGGGCAUUAUCCAGCUCCACGACUCUCUGUUUCCUCCCGAGCCACUGUCGUUGCUACCAUGGAAGCCCCUUCUCAAGGCCUGCAGACAGUCAUGAAGUGGAAAACAGUGGUGGCCAUCUUUGUCGUGGUGGUAGUUUACCUGGUGACGGGAGGACUCGUCUUCCGUGCACUGGAGCAGCCCUUUGAAAGCAGGCAGAAGAACACAAUCGCCCUAGAGAAGGCUGACUUUCUUCGGGAGCAUGUUUGUGUAACCCAGCUAGAGCUGGAGACACUGAUUCAGCAUGCUAUUGAUGCUGAUAAUGCAGGAGUCAGUCCCAUAGGAAAUUCCUCUAACAACAGCAGUCAUUGGGACCUUGGAAGUGCCUUUUUCUUUGCUGGAACAGUCAUCACAACUAUAGGAUAUGGGAACAUAGCUCCAAGCACUGUUGGAGGCAAGGUUUUUUGCAUUUUGUAUGCCAUCUUUGGGAUUCCGCUGUUUGGCUUCUUGCUGGCUGGGAUUGGAGACCAACUUGGAACCAUCUUUGGGAAGGGUAUCGCAAGGGUGGAAAAAGUUUUCAGAAAAAAGCAAGUGAGUCAAACAAAGAUCCGGGUGAUCUCUACCAUCCUCUUCAUCCUGGCAGGCUGCAUUGUUUUUGUGACCAUUCCUGCAGUUAUCUUCAAACACAUCGAGGGCUGGACAGCCUUGGAGUCCAUCUACUUUGUGGUUGUCACUCUGACUACUGUUGGCUUCGGUGACUUUGUAGCAGGAGGAAAUGCUGACAUCCAUUACCGAGAGUGGUAUAAACCCUUAGUGUGGUUCUGGAUCCUUGUUGGCCUUGCCUAUUUUGCUGCUGUCCUGAGUAUGAUUGGAGACUGGUUAAGAGUCCUGUCCAAGAAGACAAAAGAAGAGGUUGGAGAAAUAAAAGCCCAUGCAGCUGAGUGGAAAGCGAAUGUGACAGCUGAGUUCAGAGAGACACGGAGGCGGCUCAGUGUGGAAAUUCACGACAAGCUUCAGCGGGCAGCCACCAUCCGGAGCAUGGAGCGCAGGCGCCUGGGCCUGGACCAGCGAGCCCACUCCUUAGACAUGCUCUCUCCAGAGAAGCGCUCUGUCUUCACUGCCUUGGAAACAGGACGCUUCAAAGCCUCAUCUCAGGAAAGCAUCAACAACAGACCUAACAACCUGCGCCUUAAAGGGUCAGAUCAGCUCAACAAGCAUGGGCAGGGAGCAUCUGAGGACAACAUCAUUAACAAGUUUGGAUCGUCUGCUAAAAUGACCAAAAGGAAAAACAAAGACCUCAAAAAGACCAUCCCUGAAGACGUGCGUAAAAUUUAUGAGACCUUCCGAAACUACUCCUUGGAUGAAGAAAAAAAGGAAGAGGAGACAGAGAAGAUGUGUAAUUCUGAGAACUCUUCUAGCACUGCAGUCUUGACCAACUGCAUCCAGCAGCACUCAGACCUGGAGAAUGGAGUGAUCCCCAAUGAAACCAAAGAAAGGGAACAUGAAAACAAAGCAUUACUUGAAGACAGAAAUUAAAUGUAAAAGAUGCUUGACUUGAAUUAACAAUGUUACUGGUUUUAUAUACAUAUAUAUAUUGAGACACGUGCCUUAUACAGACUCCUUAUUCAGUCUGAAUUAUAUAGCAUCGAAGAAUAUUUCACUGUGCCAUAAAGACUCAAGCUUGCUCUGCCAAAACAAUUCAGGAACACAGCACUGCAGAAUGGCAACAGAAAGCUACGCACAUGGAAUUUUCAGCCUGUAUAAGAUUACCAGGGCAAGACACAAAGGAAGAGACUGAACCAUGGCAAUAUUGCCAGAGUGCUCCUACCAUCACAUAAUAUUAGACAAAGGGCAGCUAUGUAAGAAGAGCGUUUGAAAGGGAUGAAAAAAGUGUAUCUUUGUAAUGGAGUAUGCAUUCAUUAAAGCCUUCCCCUGGUGAUUAAAAAGAGGAGAAAUGAUUGGAGUGAACUAGAAACUUUCAGUAAGGCUUAGUUUACGUUUUGGCACGUGAUCCAAGCUAGAUUUUUUUUUUUUUUUUUCCUUCCAUUUUUGAAUCAGAUGCAUUAUCUUUCUAAACUCCAAAAGAAUGUCCAUGGACACAGCUACCAGCUAGAUGCUGGUUUGAAAAAUCAAUA
This is a messenger RNA of Athene cunicularia (burrowing owl), 2793 nucleotides long. It is a transcript of the gene KCNK10, whose product is annotated as potassium two pore domain channel subfamily K member 10. Bases 578 to 2194 code for a protein of 538 amino acids. The record is from RefSeq and is a predicted model, not a curated record. Gene Ontology annotation, molecular function: potassium ion leak channel activity. NCBI's taxonomy places the organism in Eukaryota, Metazoa, Chordata, Aves, Strigiformes, Strigidae. Gene Ontology annotation, cellular component: membrane. The transcript is spliced from 8 exons. Gene Ontology annotation, biological process: potassium ion transmembrane transport; stabilization of membrane potential.